AUGAAGCUCUUGAAGCAUUGUGACGUCAAUGAGCACUUGAGUUGCACCAGUCGCAGCAGAACAACACGUUCAGAGAUGGCCAACGGUGGUUUGAGCCGAACUUUGUCCGACAUCAUCAAGUCGGUGCUCGCUUUCGCUGCCGCCGAAAGAGCGAGGUACGCUAGGAUCCAUCCAGCGGAGCAACACCAUCCCGACUGCAAACAAGGAGGCUCUGUUGUCAAUGCACUUCUGAAAGCGAACGCGCCAUUCGAAAUCCUGGCGUUGACACGUAAUGCCAAAUCAGCAUCUGCACAAAAGCUGCUGCAAAAGUCGCCCAAGAUCAAGCUCGUAACUGGUGACUUCAGUGCCAUCGACGACAUCUUCCUCGGUUCCAAGGUCCCGUUAGGCAGCAACGAGGAAGCCCACGGCAAAGCUCUCAUAGACGCCGCUCUCAAGAACGAUGUAUCACACUUCGUCUACACAUCCGUUGAACGGGGCCCAAACUCCGACACAACGCCAACUAACGUCCCGCACUUCAUCACCAAGCACAACAUCGAGCAGCAUCUUUUCGCCAAAGCCAAGGGCAGUAACAUGACCUGGACUGUUCUCCGGCCCGUUGCUUUCUUCGACAACUUGAUGCCGAAUUUCUUCGGAAAAGUGUUUACGGCGAGUUGGCUGAUGAGGUUGGGUGAGGAAACGAAGAAGAUGCAACUGAUUGCGACCAGCGAUAUUGGAGAGUUCGCGGCGAAAGCGUUCGUCAACGCGGAUCAAGAGGAGUUCAGGGAUAAGAGUAUAUCGCUUGCUGGCGACGAAUUGACGUUUAGUGAGAUGAAAGCGAUCUUUGAGAAGAAAACGGGAGAAACACUGCCAACGACGUAUGCGUGGAUUGCCGGGCUUAUUCAGUGGUUGGCAAAGGACUUCGGGUACAUGAUGAAGUGGAUGCGGAGAGAUGGAUUUGGAGUAGAUGUUGCAGGGAUGAGGAAGAGGAACCCAGAGAUGAAAGACUUUGAGACUUGGUUGGAGACGGAGAGUGCAUGGAGAAAGAACUGA
This is a messenger RNA of Parastagonospora nodorum SN15, 1029 nucleotides long. RefSeq lists its product as hypothetical. The transcript is spliced from 3 exons. Bases 1 to 1029 code for a protein of 342 amino acids. The record is from RefSeq and is a predicted model, not a curated record. NCBI's taxonomy places the organism in Eukaryota, Fungi, Ascomycota, Dothideomycetes, Pleosporales, Phaeosphaeriaceae.